AUGCCUGGAUGCUUUAAGAAAAUUAUAUUUUCUCUGGCUUCUGCUUUCAGUUUGGUCUCCUUUUUGUUGAUAAUCGUUGCCAUGGCAACUCAGAAAUGGAUGACUGGAAAAACCCUUUGUCAAACAGGAGUUGACUUGGUUAAUGCGUCGGAUCCAGAACUGGUGAAAUUUAUUGGGGACAUUUACUAUGGAAUCUUCCAGGGUGGAAAAGUGAGACAGUGUGGCUUGGGAAAGCGAGUUUUCACGUUCACUAUUUUUCCAGACAUGGUGAAAACUCUGAACACCUCUCUCCACGUGGCAAUAAUCCUCUUCCUCUUCUCAGCUAUUGCUUUUGCACUCGUCAGUUUUGGGUUCUGUGUCCACAAUAUACUAAAGGCUCCUUAUCGCACUAUUAAAGGCCCUGCUGGAAUAUGCCUAUGGAAUUUAAUUGCAGGUUUGUUCAUUGUAUUUGCUAUAACAAGCUUUAUUGCUGCCGUUCAACUCCAUCAACUCACAGAAAGAAUAGCAAACUUCCGUGAAAACGUUUUCAGGAUAGUCAUCUUGGAAGAAAAGUAUGAAGACUCCUUCUGGUUAUGUGUGGCAAGCGGAGCAACACACGCUGUAAACAUGCUGCUAAUGGCAGCGAGUGCGAUCCGCCUCCCUAAAUUUAAGACUAAGACAGAAGAAGCAAAUGUGGCUCCAGAGGACAUCAUGUACUAA
Pelobates fuscus (common spadefoot toad) is the source of this 699-nucleotide messenger RNA. RefSeq names its product clarin 2 (gene CLRN2). Lineage: Eukaryota; Metazoa; Chordata; Amphibia; Anura; Pelobatidae. Bases 1 to 699 code for a protein of 232 amino acids. The transcript is spliced from 3 exons. The record is from RefSeq and is a predicted model, not a curated record.